AUGACCGGCUUCCUAUCAGACCUGGUACAGUACCAGGGGCUCUUUCAAAUGAUCGCUGUCCUGGGGAUCGGUGGAACGUUCCAAAAUGGCUUUCAGGUUUCUACAAUCACCUACAUGUCUCGGCAUGUUAAGGCUUUCAUUAAUGAAACGUGGCUGGAGCGAUACGGCUACCCCAUCCACCAGGAUAACCUCCUGUUUCUGUGGUCCAUCACUGUGUCCAUCUUUGGCAUCGGAGGUCUCGUGGGAUCCUCAGGAAGCAGAUACCUCACUGUCAAGUAUGGCAAAAAAAAAUGUCUCCUGUUCAACAAUCUCCUUAUGAUAACUGCAGCGUCUGUCAUGGGCUGCAGUAAAAUGGCCCGGUCCUUCGAGAUGAUCCUAAUUGGGCGCUUCCUGUGUGGCGUAAGUGCAGGCCUUUGCGUUCCUUUACAUCAUCAAUAUGUUGGGGAAAUUUCCCCUAGGAAGCUACGUGGAUUUGCAAACUCCACUGCCUCUUUCUUUUGGUCACUGGGAAAAGCCGCAGGGCAAAUUGCAGGACAAAGGGAGCUGCUGGGCAGUCAGUCCCUGUGGCCCGUGCUGAUGGCCUCCUGCGGAAUUCCUGCACUGGUCCAGCUGCUCACUCUGCCCUUCUUCCCUGAAUCCCCACCUUAUCUCCUCAUGCACAAAGGAGACCAGGAAGGAUGCAAGAAAGCCAUAAGGCAACUUUGGGGUGAAGGCCAUCACCAAGCAGAGAUUGAUGACAUCAUGAAAGAGAAGGCAACAAUGAAAAACACCAAGAUCUUGAGUGUCCUGGAGCUAAUGAAAGAACCAGCUUUCCGUUGGCAGCUGUACAUGAUAAUUGUUCUGAGUGCCACAGUUCAGCUAAGUGGCAUCAGUGCAAUUUAUUUUUAUACUUUUGAAGUCCUCCAGGCAGCUGGCUUUGAUGAAAGAAUGAUCUCCUAUAUGACCCUCUUUGUUGGACUCUCGGAACUUUUAGCUGCUGUAGUCUGUAGCUCCAUCAUUGAGCGUCUGGGUAGGAAAACGCUUGUAAGAGGAGGUUAUUGUAUCAUGGGUUCACUGCUAGCUGGUAUCACAGUGACUCUCUCACUACAGGAUUGGUAUUUCUGGAUGCCAUACUGCAGCCUUUGUCUGAUUAUCUUGUUUGUAGUUGUCUUUGGAAUUGGGCCAGCUGGUGCCACAAUUUCCAUCAGGGUUGAAAUUUUCCAGAUGUCAUGCAGACCACCCGCCUUUGUGAUCGGUGCAGUUCUCAACUGGCUGGGCAUCUUUGUGAUCGGAACAGCCUUCCCAUUCAUUGUGGAAAGACUCAAGCAAUUCUGUUUCCUCAUCUUUAUGGGGGUACUUUUCACUUCAGGGAUAAUUGUCCACCUGUUCCUUCCAGAAACAAAAGGGAAGUCAAUCGUGGAAAUCACAGAAGAAUUUAAUAAGCUAAACUUUAAGAAGAAGUGUGUUCCAGCAACUCCAAACCAUGUCAUGGAGGAUUACACCUUCUGCACCAGGCUUUGA
Messenger RNA from Cygnus atratus (black swan), 1500 nucleotides. RefSeq names its product solute carrier family 2, facilitated glucose transporter member 11-like. Gene Ontology annotation, molecular function: hexose transmembrane transporter activity. The record is from RefSeq and is a predicted model, not a curated record. Gene Ontology annotation, cellular component: membrane. The transcript is spliced from 12 exons. Lineage: Eukaryota; Metazoa; Chordata; Aves; Anseriformes; Anatidae. Gene Ontology annotation, biological process: monosaccharide transmembrane transport. The coding region runs from base 1 to 1500 and encodes 499 amino acids.